Molecule: messenger RNA, 1218 nt
Organism: Alternaria postmessia
Lineage: Eukaryota; Fungi; Ascomycota; Dothideomycetes; Pleosporales; Pleosporaceae
Exons: 1
Coding region: 1-1218 (405 amino acids)
Biological process (GO): fatty acid metabolic process
Cellular component (GO): mitochondrion
Molecular function (GO): trans-2-enoyl-CoA reductase (NADPH) activity
Source: RefSeq, a predicted model, not a curated record
AUGGCUUCCAGACUGCUUCCGGCGUCGCCACGAUUAGCGCAGUCAUGUCUGCGUCGCACGCGACAUCUAGCACCGACCGUAUCUCGACUCCCACAGCGCCGCUACAUCUCCGCAUACGGCUACGAACAAGCCAAAGCCCUCACUUUCUCAGACUAUGGCGAGCCUCCAGCAGUGCUCUCUCUUCACGGUCAUUCCAUCUCGCCACCACAUAGCAACUACAUGACGCUGCGCUUCCUCGCUUCGCCCAUCAAUCCCGCCGACAUCAACCAGAUCCAAGGUGUAUACCCUUCCAAGCCAACCUUCACAACAAACUUGGGCACCCCCAACCCAAUUGCUGUCGCUGGAAACGAAGGUGUGGCAGAAAUCAUAGCACUUGGCGAGGGUGUCAAGAAAGAAGGCUUCAAAAAGGGCGACUGGGUCUUUAUGAAAGGUCCUGGCUUCGGUACAUGGCGAACACAUGCAAGCGCCACGACCAACGAUGUCGUCAAACUCGAUGACCAGAUGCGUGAAGGAAUUACCGCUAUUCAGGCCGGCACCGUAUCCAUAAACCCAUGCACAGCAUACCGCAUGCUGCGCGACUUCACAACCCUCUCCGAAGGCGACUGGUUCAUACAGAAUGGUGCAAAUUCGGGUGUCGGCCGCGCAGCUAUCCAGCUAGGCAAGAAAUGGGGUCACAAGAGCAUCAAUGUGAUUCGUAGCCGGGAAGACAAGAGCAAAGAAGAAGCCAUGAAGAAAGAACUGCAAGAUCUAGGUGCAGACGUCGUAAUCACAGAUGCAGAAUUGCAGUCUCAGGGCAUAAAAGACCAGGCCAAGGAAUGGACCAACGGCGGCCGCGCGCCUAUACGCCUGGCUCUCAACUGCGUGAACGGCAAGGCAGCCACCGCCAUGGCUAAGCUGCUUUCCUCGUCCUCACACUUCGUUACCUAUGGCGCCAUGUCUAAGCAACCCUUGACCAUUCCUGCUUCCAUGCUCAUCUUCAAGGACAUCCAUUUCCACGGCUUUUGGGUGAGCAGAUGGGCAGAGAAACAUCCAGAGGAGAAACAGAAGACUGUUGCUGACGUGCUGGAUAUGACAAGAAAGGGCGAGUUCAAGGAUACGCCUGUUGAUGAGAUCAAGUGGGAAUGGGAUACCAAGGGCGAAGAAUUGAUAGGAAAGGUGAAGGAUACACUGGAGGGGUACAGGGACGGCAAGGGCAUUUUUGUGUUCGGUAAGACGUAA